Molecule: messenger RNA, 490 nt
Organism: Camponotus floridanus (Florida carpenter ant)
Lineage: Eukaryota; Metazoa; Arthropoda; Insecta; Hymenoptera; Formicidae
Gene: mRpL33
Product: 39S ribosomal protein L33, mitochondrial
Exons: 3
Coding region: 136-333 (65 amino acids)
Biological process (GO): translation
Cellular component (GO): mitochondrion
Source: RefSeq, a predicted model, not a curated record
AUUUACUCAACCUAACCUAACCUAAAUUAAAGUAUAGUGCACUCGUGUUAGAAGUACGGUUUGUUGAAUAUUUAUUCACGAUAGAUCAGAUAAUAGAUGAUGUUUUAAAUCGCGAUAUCGAAGAAAGUGUCUGUCAUGUUCUUAACAAACACGCUAUUGAAAAAGCCGAAGGCAAAAUUUAUUUUAGUCCUUACACAAAGUAUUGUAAGCGGUCAUCAGUUAGUGCGUAUGCGAGAGAGACUGGCUGACAAAUUAGAAUUUAUACGCUUUGAUCCUCUUGUCCAAAGUGCUGCAUUAUACAGAGAAAAGAAGAAAAUACGUAGUAUAAGAUAAGAUAGUGCAUAUGAUAUUUUAUUGCAAAAUUUCCAUCAACAAUAAUAUGCAAUGAAAAAUAUUUAUUGUGUAUCAAUAUAGUUAUCUUCAGAGAAAUACAAUUUAUAUUUAUUAUAAAUUAAAUCAUGAUUAUUAAACGACACGGUAUAAUAUGUUU